GUUAAUCACGCAUCCUCUCUUCUCCUGCCAUUUUUGUGCUACUGGCUAACUUGCUAAUAAAGGGGUCUCCAUCAGCAGGAGGCGGAGAAGACUGCAGGCGGCAGAGAGAAGCAGUCAAAUCAAAGGACCUGAGUCUUCCCUGGAGAAUCGGGGAGUUCCCGCACACAGGAAACUCUUGUUAGAAAGGCUACACAAUGUCCGAUUUCGACAGCAACCCGUUCGCAGACCCGGAUUUCAGCAAUCCUUUUCAGGAUCCUUCGGUGACCCAGGUGACACGAUCUGCCCCUCCUGGUGGUCUGGAGGAGUAUAACCCCUUCACAGACGCCAGAACGGCAGCCCCAAGAAACACCCCCAAAUCUACUCCAGCACCUUCCCAGAACACACAGCCUGCCAUCAUGAAGCCCACAGAAGAGCCGCCAGCUUACUCACAGCAACAGACUCAGCGGCGUAAUGAGGACCAAGCGCGUGCUCAGGCUGAGUUGUUGAGAAGGCAGGAAGAGCUGGAGAAGAAAGCAGCAGAGCUCGAUCGUCGAGAGAGAGAGUUACAGUCCCACGGAGCCGUUGGAGGGCGGAAGAACAACUGGCCUCCACUACCGGAGAAGUUCCCUGUUGGUCCAUGUUUUUACCACGACAUUGCAGUGGACAUCCCUGUAGAGUUCCAGAAGACUGUAAAGAUUAUGUACAACCUUUGGAUGUUCCAUGCAGGCACGCUCUUUGUGAACAUGUUUGGCUGUUUGGCCUGGUUCUGUGUGGAUCCAACUCGUGGCGUAGAUUUUGGCCUGGCUAUGCUCUGGUUUCUGCUUUUUACCCCAUGUUCUUUCGUCUGCUGGUACAGACCGCUUUACGGGGCUUUCAGGAGCGACAGUUCGUUCCGCUUCUUUGUCUUCUUCUUCGUCUACAUCUGUCAGUUUGGAGUUCACGUUCUACAAACCAUUGGCAUCACUGGUUGGGGAACAUGUGGUUGGAUCGCAGCUCUAACUGGCCUGAACACCAGUAUCCCUGUAGGAAUCAUCAUGUUACUCAUCGCAGCCCUCUUUACUGCUCUGUCUGUGGGCUCCCUCAUUAUGUUUAAAAAGGUGCACGCGCUCUAUCGCACCACCGGUGCUAGUUUUGAGAAAGCCCAGCAAGAGUUUGCGACCGGGGUCAUGUCUAACAAGACCGUUCAGACUGCAGCUGCCAACGCUGCAGCCAAUGCUGCAUCCAACGCUGCUCGCGGGGCCUUCAAAGCUCAUCCAUAAACAGAUGUGGUACACGUGCUCAGUGCUCAUUUAAACACACACGCAUAUACUUAAACACACACACACACACACAGAAAAAAUGGAGAUGCACAACUCUGGCCCUGCUGGUCCUCGGAUCAAAUUGAUAAUAUUUGUGAAUGUUUGCCCUGCACCGACACACUUUGCUUAAAAAGUGUGAAGCAAAAUAACGGAAAAAACUAUCGGAGUUGUCCAUCUUCACUUUAAAUCAUAUAUCAGCUCUCCUGCAUCCACCUGGUCAGCUUUUCAGUCAGGUGACUAUCUGCUCACAUCCCACAAAACAUCCAGCAAGUGACUCAAGGUGUGCUCCGACUGUGUGAGAUUUCAUCGCACACGCUUGCGCACUCCUUUACUCUCCUUGUUCGUCUGUCCCCUCGAGGUGAUCCUAGGUCAGGUAAAGGUUGCAGCUCGACCAUACCUUAUUUCUGUGAGGGUGAUGACCCCGAAACAGUUUCCUGCCUGAUAAAUGAAAAGUGAUCUGACCGUGGUGUUUUGCACAUAGUUUGGUUUUCUUGCCCGUAUACUGAAAGUGGCUGGGCCUCUGUGCGAAUGUCUGCUUCACUCCAAGAAAAUUGUGGCUCUGAUUUCUUUCUUUCUUCUUUUUUUUUUUUUUAAUAUAAUCCAGUGCUCCGUCAUUAAGCUCUGAAAGGUAAAUGGUACCUUGUCCUAUAUCUGUGCUUUUGUUGUGAGACAAGUACCAUUCUUGUUAUAGUAAAAGACAAAACAAACAAAAAAAAAAAAUCA
This is a messenger RNA of Pundamilia nyererei, 2000 nucleotides long. RefSeq names its product secretory carrier-associated membrane protein 1-like. The record is from RefSeq and is a predicted model, not a curated record. Lineage: Eukaryota; Metazoa; Chordata; Actinopteri; Cichliformes; Cichlidae. Gene Ontology annotation, cellular component: recycling endosome membrane; trans-Golgi network membrane. The transcript is spliced from 10 exons. The coding region runs from base 195 to 1238 and encodes 347 amino acids. Gene Ontology annotation, biological process: protein transport.